Molecule: messenger RNA, 1684 nt
Organism: Cydia strobilella
Lineage: Eukaryota; Metazoa; Arthropoda; Insecta; Lepidoptera; Tortricidae
Exons: 4
Coding region: 158-601 (147 amino acids)
Source: RefSeq, a predicted model, not a curated record
ACGUGUAUUAGUAAAUGUAUGGCUGUGGAGUGUUUCAAAGAUAAUAAGUUGUCAGAUGGUGUGAUAUCGUUAUUGUUAUCAAGUGAUAAGUGACAAAUGAUAAGACAGUCAGUGAUUAGUGUUCCUUGGCUCGACACGCAUCAUGCCGCUUUAAACUAUGGAGUUGGACCUGUUAAUUGUUACGUCGGUGCUGGGCGGCGUAUCGCUGCUGCUGCUGGUGCUGGUCCUCGUGCUGUUCCUGCAGCUUAACUCCUUGAAGAGGCAGUUGCAACAGACUCCUUCUAUAAGAGUGCAGAAACUCAGGAUGGAUGACAAAAACCACGCGUUCCAGAACCCAACGAUAUCGCCCGAUGAGGAGCUGUCCCGGCGAGGCUACUCUAUGUACGUGCCCGAAGACGUCGAGAAAGGCGCCGAGAGGGGAACAGAGCGGCAGACGGGUGGGCAGUUUGUAGAGGAACUCUCUCGCGAGCUGGACCACCGGCAGCAGCGGCAGUCCACGGCGCCGCCAUUCCUGCUGCAGAGCAUCCAGGAGAACAAGAGGAAGAGCCUGACCAACCCUGCGGCCAGGCAGAGUGAGACUAACCCGAACUUCAUAUACUAGAACAGCAGAAAACCAAGAUUCUGUUCCUUCCUUCCAUUUUCAAACCCGGACGCAACCGAAGCUUAGGUGACUUCAUAUAUGUAUUAGGAAACUAGAAAAAAACCAUGGCUCAAAGCAUGGCUUGAUCCCACAGCAAACCUCGUAGAACCAUGUCAAAAACCAUAUAAAACCUACAGUUAUGAUGUUACCUAUACCUACGUUUGUCCGGCGGUGAUGGUUUGAAGUAUUUAUUAUUAAAAUUCAAAAUCUGAUGAAAUGGCCAUUAUACCUCCAUUUCAACACUGGUACUAUACCUUUUCCUUCCCUUUUCUUUUAUUCUGUUUACUGAUUAAAGGAUGACUCACGUUAGACCGGGCCGAGUCCGGGCCGGAGCUUCCGGCGCUUCGUUUUCUAUGGAAAGCAUCACGUGAUCACCUGUAUCAUAGAAAAGUAAGCGCCGGAAGCUCCGGCCCGGUCACGGCCCGGUCUAACGUGAGUCAUCCUGAAUUGGGUGUUCUUUAAUUUAAAUCAAUGCCCUUUUUAGGCAACCAAACAACCCUGAAUACGGUGUGUUAUUAUUUAAUACACCGUAUACAAAUUAAUACAUAUUGUUCGAUUCUAGUGCACGAAAACUACAUGGUGUGAGAUGUGAGCAUGGCCAUUGCAACAGCGUUUCUCUGUCAUAAAAGCAUGCGUUUGGCAGAAAAAUAAAAAUAAAACUACAAGAAUACAUAAUCGGCAUGCACGUACCAAAUAAACUCCAAUAAUUUCAAAAUGAAUGCAAAGCUUGUUUUAAAACUGGUACUGUCUGAUGUCUGAGCACACGAGGACGCCGUGCGCUCAUUCACCACACAAUGCCAACUGUGAGUGAAAAUGUGCCAUUUUCAACCAAAAGGGUACUUAUUGUCGCUUGUCUGUAAGGCGCUAUUUCCAUAUAGCUUCAAUUAAAAAUCAACCUUAUCAACAAGCGACAAUGUGGUACCUUUUGGUUGAAAACGUCACAAAUGCUUUUUAACCAGCUUUCGAAAGAAAACUACGGUUCAAAAAGGUAAUAAUUUAUUUUAAGAUUUACAAUUAAGUACGAUUAAAGCUACUCUACAUCUU